This is a messenger RNA of Oncorhynchus masou masou (cherry salmon), 2780 nucleotides long. It is a transcript of the gene pde1a, whose product is annotated as phosphodiesterase 1A, calmodulin-dependent. Lineage: Eukaryota; Metazoa; Chordata; Actinopteri; Salmoniformes; Salmonidae. Gene Ontology annotation, cellular component: neuronal cell body. Gene Ontology annotation, biological process: signal transduction. The transcript is spliced from 16 exons. The record is from RefSeq and is a predicted model, not a curated record. The coding region runs from base 717 to 2651 and encodes 644 amino acids. Gene Ontology annotation, molecular function: calmodulin-activated 3',5'-cyclic-GMP phosphodiesterase activity.
CUGACCCUGUCGUGUCUGAUACCAUCUGCUACUUCUGCGUUUCCGUACCGCACCAACCCUCUCUGUCUGUCAAAGGAACGCUACCCACCUACCUACCUGCACCGAUGUCGUGGGUGGAUGGAGCAUUGCGCAGGAGUGAGGGUUCUAUAAAGCAGUGGCACCAUCAGUGUACACAGAGCAGUAAAACUGCAUGGUGAGAGAGUGAUCAGAGAGGUGCAAGAGAGAGACAGAGAGAGAGAGAGAGAGAGAAACACAGAGAGAGAAACAGAGAGAAGUACUAGAGAGAGAGAGAAAGAAACAGAGAGAAACAAAGAGAGAGAGGUGUGAGUGCGAGAGAGAGAGAAAGAAACAGAGAGAAACAAAGAGAGAGAGGUACUCUAGAGAGAGAUUAAAUCAUCUGACAGUCAGACAGUGAGUGACAGUGUGUAGUGGAGAGUGGUUCCUCCUGCCUGCCUGACAGAGCUGCAGUGUGUGAAGCUGCUGCCUCUCUGUCUGCUCUGAUAAACUAAUAGGUUAAUGAGACAAAUAAUGCAGGUGCUGUAGAGAGGAGAGAAGAGACAAGACUUCCGUGACUACAGCACAGGGAGGAUGCUCUGAGGACCAGACUGAGGAGUGCUCUUAGGAUUCAGGGAUUCACACUGCAGAGUGCAGACAGAGGUCUGCUGUACGUACCUGAGAUACCGCAGUUAACCGCUGCACCUUAUAACACAUUCAGCAUGGAUGAACUGUGUACAUACACAGAUAGCAUGGACAAAAACUCUCUAAAGUACCCAAAGACUGAGCAGACAGAGAAAAUGUGGAUGCGACUCAAGGGAAUGCAGAAGUACAAAAACACAUCUCAAAGAUUGAGAUGCCUGGUGAAGCAGCUGGACAAGGGAGAAGUGAACGUGGUGGACCUGAGGAAGAAUAUAGAGUAUGCAGCCUCUGUUCUAGAGGCAGUCUAUAUCGAUGAAACCAGGCGUCUUCUGGACACUGAGGAUGAGCUCAGUGACAUCCAGGCGGACUCUGUGCCCAUGGAGGUGCGUGAUUGGCUGGCCUCAACCUUCACAAGGAAGAUGGGCGUGGUCAGGAGACGACCCGAGGAGAAACCACGGUUCAGGAGCAUCGUCCAUGCCGUGCAGGCUGGCAUCUUCGUUGAGAGGAUGUACAGACGGACGUCUAACAUGGCUGGGCUGACGUUCCCUCCAGCUGCCAUCGCUGCUUUGAAGGAUGUAGAUAAAUGGUCCUUUGAUGUGUUUGCUCUCCACGAGGCCAGCAGUGAACACGCAUUGAAGUUCCUGGUGUACGAACUGCUCACCCGCUAUGAUCUGAUCAACCGCUUCAGGAUUCCAGUUUCAUCUCUGGUGACCUUCGUAGAGGCUCUAGAGGUGGGCUACAGCAAACACAGAAACCCCUACCACAACCUCAUCCACGCUGCUGACGUCACACAGACAGCACACUAUCUGAUGCUCCACACUGGCAUUAUGCACUGGCUCACUGAACUGGACAUUCUAGCCAUGGUGUUUGCUGCAGCUAUCCAUGACUUUGAACACACUGGGACAACCAACAACUUUCACAUUCAGACCAGGUCAGAGGUGGCCAUCCUGUACAAUGACCGGUCAGUCCUGGAGAACCACCAUGUCAGUGCUGCCUACAGACUUAUGCAAGAAGAUGAGAUGAACAUACUGGUCAACCUGUCAAAAGAUGACUGGCGAGAACUGCGGACACUGGUGAUUGAGAUGGUGAUGAGUACAGACAUGUCCUGCCAUUUCCAGCAGAUCAAAACCAUGAGGAACGCCCUGCAGCAGCCCGAGGGAGUAGACAAGGCUAAAGCCCUAUCUCUGAUGCUGCAUGCAGCUGACAUCAGCCACCCAGCCAAGGCCUGGAAGCUGCACUACCGAUGGACACAGGCCCUGAUGGAGGAGUUCUUCAGACAGGGUGAUAAGGAGGUUGAGUUAGGGCUGCCAUUCUCCCCUCUGUGUGAUCGUAAAGCUACCAUGAUUGCCCAGUCACAAAUAGGGUUCAUUGACUUCAUAGUAGAACCCACAUUCUCUGUGUUGGUGGACACGACAGAGAAGAUCAUUACACCUCUCAUAGAGGAUACCUUAAAGUCACACGACACUGGUGUCCGCAGGUCAAGUUUGACAGGUAGUGGGUCAGUGACGGUGGUGGAGUCAGUCCAGAGACACAGUGGUCGAGGGUCCAGCCAGGGGGUCGACAAGGGGCUCACUACAGACUAUAGCCUGGCUGGCAUUGACUUGAAACGGGUCAGACACACACUGGCAGAGGUCAUCCAACACAACAAAGACAGAUGGAAGGAGCUCUCUGUACAAGAGUUGGCGAGGAAAGAGCAAGCUGAGUUGACUUCUGACCCAGAGGAGGAGUCCCUGAUGAACACAGAGGUUACGUUGACUCACACCAGCCCUGAGAGACACAGCCAGGAGCUUCAAUCAGAGCCCUUCAUUGAACUGAUGAACAACACAAACACAAACUCCAAUAACUCUUCCCAGGAGGACUCAGAGCUGGACCACAGUCCUCACAGGCCUCUGUCACCGUCUGAGGAUAAAGAGACAACAUCACAUGGUUCCAUCUCUCCUGAACACCUACCAUGGAACGGAGAAGGCCCUGAGCCAGUCCUUGAGCAUGGGGAGGAGUCUCUUCAGAGCCCUUGAUUUUGAUAGGCUACCCAACAACACUGCCACUUCCUGAUUCAACAGGCAUUAUAUUUGUUUGUUUUUUUAUUGUAAAUUUGUUCUGAUUCAUUUUAUUGUUAUUUAUUAAAGAUAGGGGUCUUCAUGCUC